Messenger RNA from Aedes aegypti (yellow fever mosquito), 2411 nucleotides. RefSeq names its product GTP-binding protein 1 (gene GTPBP1). Gene Ontology annotation, biological process: translational elongation. Gene Ontology annotation, molecular function: GTP binding; GTPase activity; translation elongation factor activity. The transcript is spliced from 7 exons. Bases 274 to 2232 code for a protein of 652 amino acids. The record is from RefSeq and is a predicted model, not a curated record. Lineage: Eukaryota; Metazoa; Arthropoda; Insecta; Diptera; Culicidae.
CGUGAUGAUGAUGACACAAGAGUGUUUUGUUGUCAUUCUGGUUGCAAUUUCAUCAAGUACAGAAAUAAAACUGAAUUUUGUGAAUGUUGCGAAAUAAGUGAAAAAUAAUAUACAUUUUGUUAAAAUAAUAGUCCCGAAACGUUUUACUGGCAGUAAUAUAGUGAUAAAGUUCAGACAAACAUUCAUGUAGUGCUACCAGAAACAACAACCAUAUUUCGACGUGGAUGUGAUGCCUAAUAGAUUAUUUGGUGGAACAGUUAUUCAGAUUUCAAAAUGCAAUCUACAUCAUCAGUUCCUUCGAAGGACCAUUCUACGACAGCACCCCAUCCAGCUCCAGUGAUUCCCAUCGAGAAACCUAAGAAUGAUUAUUCAUGCAUAAGAGGGAAGACUGUUCUAGUCAGCCCAACUGAAGAGCAGUAUGAGGCACUGGGCAAACGAUUGGAAGAAAGGAUCGCAGAUAGUCGUGGCGAAACGGUCUAUGAAAUUGGAGUUGGAGAAGAUGGCAGUGAGAGCGGACUAGAUCAGGAAGAGUAUGCGGCAUCUUUGGCGACGUUACAAUCUUUAGCUGCGAUGCUCAACGCCGAAUGCGUUGAGCUACGGACAAGAAAAGGCGAGAAAGGAUUGACCGGUCAAUAUCUGGUUCGUACGAAAGUGGACGAUGAUGAUUUCACUGAAAUACGCGUCGCGGUGGUAGGAAAUGUUGACGCUGGAAAAUCAACGCUUCUUGGGGUACUGACGCAUGGCGAACUAGACAACGGGCGAGGCUUCGCCAGACAACGGCUCUUUCGCCAUAAACACGAAAUUGAAAGCGGUAGAACUAGUUCCGUAGGAAACGACAUUUUAGGAUUUGACAGUGUGGGCAACGUGGUGAACAAACCUGAUCAUGGAACUCUGGAUUGGGUGAAAAUUUGUGAAAAAUCCGCUAAAGUAAUUACAUUUAUCGAUCUUGCCGGUCACGAGCGAUACCUUAAAACAACUGUGUUUGGAAUGACUGGUCAUGCCCCUGACUUUGGAAUGUUGAUGAUUGGUGCCAAUUCUGGAAUAGUGGGAAUGACUAAGGAACAUUUGGGACUGGCAUUGGCUCUCUCAGUACCGGUUUUCGUUGUCGUAACCAAAAUCGACAUGUGCCCGCCAAAUGUGUUGCAAGAAAAUUUGAAAUUAUUGUACAAAAUUCUUAAAUCGCAAGGGUGCCGAAAAGUGCCUGUCAUGGUUAAAACUGCAGACGAUGUCGUCCUCAGCGCAACAAAUUUUGUAUCCGAGCGGUUAUGUCCGAUUUUCCAAGUAUCAAAUGUUACAGGCGAAAAUUUGGAUUUACUGAAAAUGUUUCUUAAUCUACUGACGGUACGCACAACGGGAAACGACAACCUGCCAACCGAAUUCCAAAUCGACGAUACUUACGCAGUACCGGGCGUCGGAACUGUUGUCUCAGGCAUUACUCUGCAAGGUGUGGUCCACCUAAAUGAUAUCCUUCUUUUGGGACCAAAUCCACUAGGAGACUUCCAGCCGAUCGCGAUUAAGAGCAUUCAUCGUAAGCGAAUGGUGGUUCGUGAAGUGCGAAGCGGGCAAACCGCCAGCUUUGCUUUGAAGAAAAUCAAGCGAUCCCAAAUUCGCAAAGGCAUGGUUUUGGUUAGUCCAGAAAUUAAUCCACAGGCAUGCUGGGAAUUCGACUGUGAAAUACUGGUUUUACACCAUCCUACAACUAUCUCCAGCAAAUACGGGCGAUGGUCAGCCAUGGUACAUUGCGGCAGUAUUAGACAAACUGCUCAAAUUCUUCAAAUGUCUAAGGAAUGUCUUCGGACAGGCGAUAAAGCAGUCGUACGAUUUAGAUUCAUUAAGAAUCCAGAAUACAUGAAACCGGGCCAAAGAAUGGUUUUUCGAGAAGGCCGUACGAAAGCCGUAGGGAAUGUGAUUACUCCUCUGUACACGCCAGGUUCCGUUCAACAGCGGACAAAGCCGAACAAAAUGCAAGGCCGUGGUGUAACCCAAGCUUCGCAGUCUAACGCUCCUAAACCGCUAUCAAAGAGUACAAGUGAUGGUGCUGCAGCACAAUCGAGCCUGGCUGGCAAUACUAUGGUGUUGGACAUCGGUACUGACAAGCGGAAUAAUCGUCCAAGUAAUACACAUAAAAAAAUCCGCGGAAUACCAUCCACUGGUGGACAUGAUACUUCCCCAUCGACUUCUCAACAAAGCUCAACGUUUUGUAAUGAUUCGAUCCCCGUUGUGUCUAAUUGAUUUUGGUCUCAGCUAGAUUCGAUCUGAAGCAAAUUGGCAAGAAAUGGGUUUGUUUAUAUACCUAUUACCUACGAAAAGAAAUGUUCAAAAAGCAUUUUACGUGAAUUCGAUUUGAUUUUGUUUUUGUUUCGGAAGAAGAAGCAAGUUUAUUAAAAAUAAUAAAAAAUAAAAAAUGAUAU